This is a messenger RNA of Nematolebias whitei (Rio pearlfish), 1125 nucleotides long. RefSeq names its product gap junction delta-2 protein-like. NCBI's taxonomy places the organism in Eukaryota, Metazoa, Chordata, Actinopteri, Cyprinodontiformes, Rivulidae. The record is from RefSeq and is a predicted model, not a curated record. The transcript is spliced from 2 exons. Gene Ontology annotation, biological process: cell communication. Gene Ontology annotation, cellular component: connexin complex. The coding region runs from base 1 to 1125 and encodes 374 amino acids.
AUGACGGAGUGGACUCUGCUCAAACGUCUCCUGGAUGCUGUCCACCAUCACUCCACUAUGAUCGGACGCCUGUGGCUCACUGUCAUGGUCAUAUUUCGGCUGCUUAUCGUUGCUGUAGCGACUGAGGAUGUGUACACUGAUGAGCAAGAGAUGUUUGUGUGCAACACACUGCAGCCAGGAUGUUCCACAGUUUGCUAUGACGCAUUCGCUCCCAUCUCACAGCCUCGCUUCUGGGUUUUCCACAUCAUAAGUGUCUCUACUCCGUCGCUUUGUUUCAUCAUUUACACAUGGCACAACCUGUCCAAGCAGCCUCACAACACCCCUCAGAGGCUGGGGAAAGGAAUAGAGAAUAUCCACAAAAAGGAAGGCCCUGACGCGGUGCAAAUCAGCAAACAAGAAGCGUACAAUUUGAGCUGUGACUCGGACAGCUGCUCUAUCCGCUCUCAUAAGCAUCUAGGUCACAGCUUAGCAGAUGUGAUGCAGGGCAUCACCACCCAAAAGAGUGCUGUGUCCGGUGGAGUUCUGUCCAAAUGUUAUGUUUUCCAUGUGUGCUUGCGUGCUGUCUUGGAGGUCGGGUUCGUUCUGGCCCAAUGGAAGCUGUUUGGCUUCAAGGUGCCAGUCCAUUUUCUUUGCACCUCAUCCCCUUGCAGGCAGCCAGUGGACUGCUAUGUGUCCCGUCCCACAGAGAAGACUAUUUUCCUGCUCUUCAUGUUCUGUGUAGGUGUUUUCUGUAUUUUGCUCAACCUGCUUGAACUAAACCACCUAGGCUGGAAAAAGAUUCGUCAAGCAGUGAAGCUAAGGCAGAAAGCAGCCUGGAGAAGUUGUCCAGGUAUGCAACGACAGUACAAACCAUUCCUGUCUGACAGCCCCUCUCUCAUGUCUUCUUUUGGCUUUAAGGAAGUGACCAGCACAACUUCUUUGCCAAGUCUGGACCUGAUAGUGGGUCACCAGCACGACUGGACCUGUGCAGCAAACUCUGAUAGUUUGAAGGAGUUUGUGGAAGUUGGAGAGACUAGACAGGGAAAACCAAAGAAACAUGACUCGAAAAAAAGAGAGAGACAGCUUUUAAAAUGUAAGAAGGAGGUCGAGGGAUCCAAACAGAGGAGUGCUGAGGUCUGGAUAUAG